Molecule: messenger RNA, 7987 nt
Organism: Sphaerodactylus townsendi
Lineage: Eukaryota; Metazoa; Chordata; Lepidosauria; Squamata; Sphaerodactylidae
Gene: PGM2L1
Product: phosphoglucomutase 2 like 1
Exons: 14
Coding region: 580-2451 (623 amino acids)
Biological process (GO): carbohydrate metabolic process
Molecular function (GO): glucose-1,6-bisphosphate synthase activity; intramolecular phosphotransferase activity
Source: RefSeq, a predicted model, not a curated record
GAGCGGCGAGGGGGUGGGGAAGAGGGGGGGCUCCGCUUUGUGUGGAGAUUUUGAGGGUGGAGGGGGAAGGAGGGGGGCUGUUUGGUUCUCCCUCGCUGGGGGGGUUGGAAACCACUGGCUUUGGUCCCCCCCCCCUUGCCUGUCAGAACAGACUAUGGUGGGGGAAGACUGACAGGCUCCUCCCCCUUCUUGCUAGCCCCUCCCAAUUUUUAGCAGGGGGGGCAGCUCUUUGCCUGGGUUGCUGGGUGGAGGAGAGGAGCUUUCCUUCAGACGGCUGCCCCCUCCCCAUUUUAGGCUCGCCCCUCCCUCCUUUUUAACAGCGCAGGGGGGGCAGCUCUUUACCUGGGCUGCUGGGCGGAACCCCCCCCCCUCCCCAUUUUAUGCCCGGGGUGGACAGCUCCUUGCUUUGGGCUGGGCUGAUGGGUGGGAGGGAGCCACCUGCCCUGUGACUGUACCCCCCAGAUCCCCCAGGUGUGGUGAGCCCUUGCGCACAGGCGGACGGGUGCGCACACUGACGCUCGCUGGCACGUCUGUGGGAUUGCUCCGGCUGACAGGUGGGCGCACCUGGACCCUGCGAACAUGGGGGACCACAGAGAUGCCGCCGGCGACGUCAACUCCAACCUGCUCAUCGGCUGCAGCACGGGGGACUCCCAGCUGGACCAGGCCGUCUGGCAGUGGCUGACCUGGGACAAGAAUCCUAAAACGAGAGAACAGAUCGAGGACCUGCUGCGGAACGGGAGGAGCAAAGAGCUCCGGGACCGUCUGUGCCGCAGGCUGACGUUUGGGACUGCCGGGCUGCGCUCAGCCAUGGGAGCUGGUUUCUGCUACAUCAAUGAUCUUACUGUGAUUCAGUCCACACAGGGGAUGUACAAAUACCUUGAGAAAAGUUUCUCGGACUUCAAGCAGCGCGGCUUUGUUGUGGGUUACGACACCCGAGGUCAAGUGACCAGCAGUUGCAGUAGUUUACGGCUCGCCAAGCUCACCGCCGCCGUCCUGCUAGGGAAGGGAGUGCCCGUCUACCUGUUUUCAAGAUACGUUCCCACACCUUUCGUGCCCUAUGCGGUUCAGCAGCUGGGAGCUGUAGCCGGCGUGAUGAUCACUGCCUCCCACAACCGCAAGGAAGACAACGGAUACAAGGUGUACUGGGAAAACGGCGCUCAGAUCACUUCCCCUCAUGAUAAAGAGAUCCUGAAAUGCAUCGACGAAUGUGUGGAGCCGUGGGAUAACUCCUGGGACGAGAAUCUGGUGGACACCAGCGCUCUGACACAAGAUCCUCUGCAGAAAAUCUGCGCAAGCUACAUGGAGGAUUUGAAAAAGAUCUGUUAUCACAGGAAGCUGAACACACAAACCAAGCUGAAGUUUGUCCACACUUCUUUUCACGGCGUCGGUCACGACUACGUGCAGCUGGCCUUCCAAGCGUUUGGCUUCCAGCCUCCCAUUCCAGUCCCUGAACAAAAAGAUCCAGAUCCGGACUUUUCUACUGUCAAAUGCCCGAAUCCCGAGGAAGGAGAAUCCGUGCUGGAACUGUCUCUGCGGCUGGCCGAGAAGGAAGGUGCUCGGGUGGUGGUGGCGACAGAUCCCGACGCGGACCGACUAGCUGUGGCGGAGCUGCAAGAGAACGGCCGCUGGAAAGUCUUCACAGGCAACGAGCUGGCUGCGUUGUUCGGGUGGUGGAUGUUUACUUGCUGGAAAGCAAGCCGCGCCAAGGACCGCGACGUCAAGAACGUAUACAUGCUGGCCACGACCGUCUCCUCUAAAAUCCUGAAGGCCAUCGCGCUCAAAGAAGGAUUUCACUUUGAAGAUACGCUCCCUGGGUUCAAAUCGAUUGGCGGCCGAGUCAAAGACUUGCUGGAUAGCGGCAAAGAAGUCCUUUUUGCCUUUGAAGAGUCCAUCGGCUUUAUGUGCGGCACUUCCGUGUUGGACAAAGAUGGCGUCAGCGCAGCCGUGGUGACUGCAGAGAUGGCUGCGUUUCUGGAUACCAAGAGCCAAACUCUGGCCCAGCAGCUAACAGAAAUCUAUAAGACAUAUGGCUAUCACAUUUCAAAAACCUCCUACUUCUUGUGCUACGAUCCUGUCACCAUCAAAAGGAUAUUUGAAAGGCUGCGGAACUUCGGAUCGCCGAACUCUUACCCAGAAUACUGUGGGGCUUACGGCAUCUUGCAUGUGCGGGACGUCACCACGGGCUACGACAGCAGCCAGCCGAACAAGAAGUCGGUCCUGCCCGUCAGCCGAAACAGCCAGAUGAUCACGUUCACCUUCCAAAACGGCUGCGUCGCCACCCUCCGGACCAGCGGAACGGAGCCAAAGAUCAAAUAUUAUGCGGAGAUGUGCGCGCCGCCAGAUCAGAGUGACGUGGCCUUCCUGGAAGAAGAUCUGCAGAAACUCAUCGACGCCCUCGUGGAGCAUUUUCUGGAGCCCAGCAAGAACGGACUGAUCUGGCGCUCUGUGUAGCCCCCGUCCCGGCCUUGGCUUAUCAUACGAGUCACUUUAUGCACUGCGUCGUGCGGAACAAAGGAACCAAGGAUAUCGCUACCGUUUGCAUUAAUUUAACGUCUCUCUGUGUGUGUUCUCUAUACGGAAGCAGUAUUUUCUCAUCCGCUUUUUCAAUCCAGAGUGGCGAGCUGGCCAUCCGAUCGCUUUAUGGGUCCCUCCUUUCAAAGCUGACAGGAAGCGCCCGGGCCGGUUCCGGCCACGUUACCGGGUGCCGAUUGGUGGCAUUUGCUUCUUCCGCCAUCACAGCUCUUUAAAAAAAUAUAUCGGUCAUUUUCAUGGGUUCUCUCUGGUUUUACGCUAAUUUUUGGCAAUAGAUAUAUCGCAACAAGCUAGUGGUCAUCAGAUGAAAAAGGGUAGGGAUCGUAUUUGGACAGACGUCUGGUGUCGCUCCUUAGUAGCUGUGUUUGAGCGUAGACUUCUUUGCUGUCCGAGAGUCUUAAUUCUGUCUCUACUCUUUCCCACCACCCCCCCUAGCUUAGUCUGAGUUGUUUAGCGGUAAUAAGGUUUCCAACUUCCGUUCUAAAUGGUGCUCUUUCUGCUUCUGUGUUCUUAUACGUCUGUGUCCUUUCUCGAAGUUUACUUAACAGCAUCCGCUGUGGCCGGGCUUGUCUCGGAGCGUCUGCACGGUAGUCAUGGAAGCCUGCCGGGGCGCAUGUCCGUUUUGGUCCAGGGGCAGGAGAGAAGCUACCGUGGGGGACCUGGACGUGGCCGUGCCAAUUUUGACUUCGCGGGCCUCCACGAAAAAUCCCUCCAGCCUUUAGAAAACAAGGAAAGGACAGUGGUUUCCUACUUGAUUGCAUCUGGCAGCAAGAUGUCAAAGAGGCUUUGCUAACGAUCCCAACUAUCGCAUUCUUGCGGCCGUAGCUAAAAUUUUUGCAGGAUUGGAAACAUCAGUCCAAAGCUCCGUAGUCUGCCUGGGUCCUUAAAGAAGGUGAGUUGAAACAGUCUCUCCUUAUGGAUCUGGUCUCGCAGAGUGCCGGGAUGGCUCAAUCCGGCACUGCACGUUAAUAAACACGGGCGCCGUGAGAUCUCGCCUGACUCUGUUUCAGGGGCUGUGUUGCAACUGGGCAGGCAGAAACUCCCCAAGAAAGGGGGGGACGGCUUCCUUGGCAGGUCUUGGCUAAGAAACAAAUGCGCUGCAUCAACCGCUGAUAUUAUCAAACGUUAAAGUGCAACAGUGGAAAAAGUGCAAUACUCUCAUACGACUCUAUACGAUGUAGCACAUCCAUUUCAAUAGCAGCUUCUUUGGCGUCGUCUUCAAACAGUCCUUUCAGUUAGUCCGUAUAUAUACUAGGACGAAUUCUCUUUCUUUGAAGACCGUCAACCGAUUUCCACAUGCUGCGCUCCCUGCAUUCCGUCAAACCGACUUGCUGUACGUAUGGUAAACAACCGGACUGGUUGUUAUCCCAACCAAGACUGACGAAUUAAUCAUAAUCUGAAGAAGACUGAAUCGAAAACGGUUACAGUAGCGCAACCCGUCAAUUGUGUCUAUCGGACUGGGCCAAGACCAGUCCGGUUGUUUACCAUACGUACAGCAAGUCAGUUGGACGGAAUGCGGCUGACGGUCUUCAAAGAAAGAGAAUUCGUCCCAGUAUAUGUAUGGACUAACUGAAAGGGCUGUUUGAAGACGACACCAAAGAAGCUGCUAUUGAAAUUGAUGUGCUACAUCGUAUAGAGUCGUGAUGGUGAACCUUUGGCACUCCAGAUGUUAUGGACUACAAUUCCCAUCAGCCCCUGCCAGCAUGGCCAAUUGGCUAUGCUGGCAAAGGCUGAUGGGAAUUGUAGUCCAUAACAUCUGGAGUGCCAAAGGUUCGCCACCACUGGUAUAGAGUAUUGCACUGUUUUCGCACUUUUUCACUGUUGCACUUUAACGUUGGUUGAAAUAUUGAUAAUAUCAGCGGUUGAGGCAGCGCGUUUGUUUCUUGACUGAUUGUAUACGUUGCAUCCAUUGAGAAAUUGAGAGCUUGGCUAGAGCUUCCGUCUCCAGACGGAAACAUGUACUAAACGGGCAGACAUCGCAGCAAGAACUUUACAGCCUGUUGGCCAGAGACCGUUUCCUUGCUCACAAACGUAACACUGCAGGUACAGGCGUGUCUUUCACUACAGCCUCCUGCCCAUCCCUGAAAGAGGGACCGCAGGCACGGAGUCAUCUGGGGGGGUCUCAAGAGGUCAGAAAGACCCUGAGCAAGCAGUGCGUUCGGCACUCAGAGUCCCUGCUUCCGUCUGGCCUCCAAGGCAGAUUCUGUGGCUGUCGUGAGCCCCAGUUGGCUUUACUAUCUAGGCCAGUGGUGGCGAACCUAUGGCACUCCAGAUGUUCAUGGACUACAAUUCCCAUCAGCCCCUGCCAGCAUGCUGGCAGAGGCUGAUGGGAAUUGUAGUCCAUGAACAUCUGGAGUGCCAUAGGUUCGCCACCACAGAUCUAGGCUUUGAAGGUGCCAAGGAAAGGCGAAGGGAGAUCUGGCUACAAGAUCAACAUCCAAGGUGGUCCGUCCUUUGGCGCGAGGUGGGGGCUCGCACGUCUGAUUGGCACCUCCGCAUUUUUGAAACCCUUCCUCACAGGAAACCAGGAGAUGGGUUUUCGUGUAGGCCCGGCCUUCCUUCUGCACUAAAGAGCAUCCGCUUGACCGAGACAGUCCAACCGAGACUCGAGCUCGUCAGGCAACCUCGCUGACCCAGGAAGUCUCCAAGGCGGGCAAACCUGCUGGAUUCCUGCCGCUUCGGGCACGUCCCAGAAGUCAGUAGCCUGCUGGAACUUGUGUCACCUCUAGUGUUUUCAAAGCACUCCUUUCUGCUUUGGAGACUUGUUCCAGGCCAGGUCACUCAGAGCACGCCAAAAGCAUCCUCCAAGUUUAGGCAACCCGGGUAGGUUUAGCCUGGCCGCGAUAAUCUAACUCCUCUUUUCCCCAUUUGGAUUGGGUCUCACAAGGUGGCGCUGACAACCUGAUGGACCUCUGGGCUAGGUAUACCUGCACAUGUAUGCGGAGGGGAAAGGGGGGAUGAUUUCUCUCAUUCAUAUGUCGACCAGAACUUUUUGCAACGCAGCAUCACCGAACACCUGAGCUAUACCUGAAUGGACAAGGACGGCAAGAAAUCACCUCCCAGCUGUGAGACUUGAAGGAUGGCCAACCUAUGGCACUCCAGAUGUUCGUGGACUACAAUUCCCAUCAGCCCCUGCCAGCAAGGCCAAUUGGCUAUGCUGGCUGGGGCUGAUGGGAACUGCAGUCCAUGAACACCUGGAGGACCAUAGGUUGGCCACCCCCAAGGGCACCGUCUGCCAGGAACUUCCCGGCGCGUCUUGUUGAAUCGUCAGCGUAAAGGAUAUUGCGGCAGGAUUUUUGUCUUUGAUUUGAUGCAAUAUUUAUUUAUUCUUAUUUAAAGCUGAAAUGCCUUCCAGAGCGUGCAUAUACCUUUUGAGUGAAAUGCAUUGAACGCCAAAACUCUUUUUUUUAAAGAAAAAACUCUUUUCCUCAUUCAUUUAUUGUAUAUUUAAUAUAUGUAUAUGCAGCAUAGUGCGUGAAGAUUGUAGGAAAGCUCUGAAAUGAGAGGGCUGUCCUGAUUUGAUCUUGUGUGUGUGUUUGUGUGUGUGUGUGUGUGGGCUGGAAGGCACCCAAAGACAUUCGAGGCAGAUCUUUUGGCUUUCAGAGAUCUGUUGCGUUGUGAGAUCUGAUUUCCGCCUCCCAGAAAGCAUCACCGUUUAAGCACAGAGGAACUUCAGUCUCUUUCUAGAUCCAGAUUUUAUUUUAUAUUUUUUUUAAAUCAGGGAAGAGUACAAUCUCUCUCUUGCUUGGGCCGAACAAAGAAACGCAAGGACAAAAUUUCACAUUGUUCGGCAAGCGUUUGCUCCUUAUUAGUAUGGUUUUGUGGUGGAGACCUGAAAAUGCACAAUAGGAUUUAACCCUUCCCUGGAACGAGUUUGCUGUCCUUCGCCCUGCCCCACAAGUGAGAUGAAGAGAAAAGCAGCCCCCAAUACUGCAUGGGCCGAAAACUCGACUCCUUAAAACACAGGUGUCAAACUCGCGGCCCUCCAGAUGUUGUGGGCUACAGUUCCCAUCAUCCCCUGCCAGCAUCAUGCUGGCAGGGGAUGAUGGGAACUGUAGUCCAUAACAUCUGGAGGGCCGCGAGUUUGACACCUAUGCCUUAAAGGUCGCCGCUGCUACUGGUGUGUUUUCAUGGCUCAGAAUGCUUGAAAAUCCAGUCAAUUCCAUUGGGGGGGGGGAGAAACUGCUUUUUUCUUCUCUUCCUCUUUCCUCCUGCAUUUUACUUUUCUGUUGACUGCGAAAGACCGAUCACCUUUUUGACCUCUCUGGUGGGCAGCCCGUGGUGCGCUGACCUUUGACCCCUUUCUCCUUUCCAGUGGGUCUUCUCUUGUGAUAGGAAGGACGUUUUAAACUGGGUCUGGGGGACAAAAUUAUUAGAAUGCCCUGUAGCUUGGGCAAGCGUUUAAGAUGGCAGAGGCGGCAGAGGUCUGCAGAGGCGGACUGAUUUUUACCAUAUUAUCGGUUGAUUCACCCCUCCCUUUUUUUGCAAUCUUAAAAGGAUUUUCUGCAUCCUUCGAACAGAUCCCGUAGACCUAAACAAGAUUAGGCGACUGGCUUUUUCUUUCUUUUACGCUACCUGCUUUUUUCUUUCUUUCUUUCUUCCGGGAAUGUUUACAACACAUCCUUGCCUUCAGCAUCCUCCAAGAGAAUUUCACCUUCCUGCCAAGUAAGGAAUUGUUCCUUCCUCUCCCGCUUCUGUUGUGGCAAUAAAUGGGAAGAAUAGGUGGGGUACAUCUUUGACAUCAAUAAUAAGAAAUAGGAACAUUUCCCUCCUCCACCCUCCCCGAAAUAAUGAUUGUGUGAGUUGGCUGUUACAGUGCGUUGCUGUGAUUCGCGUUUGCAAUCAGUGGGCGAGAUCCAGCGGUGAAGUCCCUGGUUACACCUUUGUAAAGUGAGGCAGGAGAGAGCCCCCCCACCCCCACCCCGGGCAGCUUUGAGCAAUGGGAACCCCGUGCAUUCUCUCCUGCCCCUUAAAAGUCUUAAAACUUAAAAUAGUUUUGCUCUCCGUUGGGGGGCUCGAUGUUGUAUGUUACCUCAAAAGUUCUUAACCCGUUGUCUUUUCUUGACGAAAGAGCCCCCCCGGAGGUGGUUCCGGUUGACUAUCUGCAUUCGUUCGGCAUCCCGCCCUUCUUGAAGGGCGCUAGAAAGGUCAGUCCCAGACCUGUCCCACUGUUCUAGCGUGUCUUCCUCGACUUUGAUUCCAGGGUGACCUCUUCCGGACGGUCACGAUUCUGUCUCGCUCCGAGUCGAGGCCGAUCUUCAAAGUGGUCCCGGAAAGCUUGCUUCCUUCCCAAAGCCUUUCGUUUCCCUCAAAGACAAUGGGUGUAUUAUAAAUGUGGACUGAACAUUUUGCACUUUGAUCCUGUCGGAAGUACAUAUUUUUUUUUUUUGUGCGUGUGUGUGUGUCUAUGACGUGGAUUUAGUUGAAGUGUUAAGUUAAUAAACCUUGCUCUUCA